AUGCGGUUUUCGAUACUUUCUUCAUUGGCGACGCUGGCCGCGUUGUCGAGCUCAACUUUGGCAGUGGGAUUGAGACAGGGGAAUUUCAGGCGUGAUUUUCAACUCUCUGCUGAGAAGGGCAUUGAGCCUGAUUUGGUGCUGCACAAGGGGAGGCAUAUUCCUCUUUCGCAUGUUUCGGAGGCGACGAAUGUUAUCGCGCAGUAUGCUGAACUGCCCAUUGACCAUGGUGAUGACUCAGUUGGAACAUACAAGAAUCGGUACUGGCUGUCGGACAAGUACUAUCGCGAUGAAGGACCGGUCUUUGUGUACGACGUGGGCGAAUCUGCGGCGGAAAAUGCGGCGAAGGAGCACCUGGGCAACUCCAGCUCGUUCUUCGCGGAGAUGCUGAGCGAGUUUGGCGGGAUUGGCAUUGUGUGGGAGCAUCGGUACUACGGCGACUCCCUCCCGUUCCCCGUUUCCGCCGACUCUCCUCCCGAACACUUCGCCUACCUCACCACCAAACAAGCAUUGGCCGACAUCCCCUAUUUUGCGCAGAAUUUCUCGCUUGGUGCGCAUGCCCAUGUCGAUCUCUCGCCCGCCGGGACCCCCUGGGUCAUGGUCGGCGGCUCUUAUGCAGGCAUCCGGUCAGCCUUCAGUCGCGAUGCCUACCCCGACACCAUCUAUGCGGCCUUUGCAUCCUCUGCGCCCGUCGAAGCCCGCGUCGACAUGAACUUUUACUUUAACCAGGUGUAUGACGGCAUGGUCGCGAACGGGUAUAGUAACUGCACGAAAGACCUUAAGGCUGCGCUGGAGUAUAUCGACGACGAGCUGGCGAAGAACAGCACGGCGGCAGCAGCCAUCAAACAAGCCUUUUUUGGUCACGGAGCCGAGAAAAACAACAACGGCGACUUCACCGCGGCCCUUGCAGGCAUCUAUGGCUUCUUCCAGGCGUACGGCAUGGGCGGCGGCGAUGGCAGUCUGGGCAGUCUCUGCGAGUAUCUGGAAACCGAUCCGACGACAGGAACCCCGGCAGGCCCACGAGGCUUCGCGCCCUAUCGAGGCCGGAAGUACGUGGCGCAGCGGUUCAUGUCAUGGCCCACCUUCACGGAGCUGGUCAAUUUCAACUAUGACACGAACUGCGGCGGCCUGAAUGAAUCCCUGCCCCUGAGUUGCACUCUCAAUCCGAAGGCCAGCGACCCGGACACCAUCGCGUGGAACUGGCAGUUCUGCACGGAAUGGGGGUUUUAUCAGAGUAACAAUUUCGGUCCCCAUUCCUUGCUGUCACGAUACCAGACUCUCGAGUACAUCCAGUAUACUUGCAAUCGCCAGUUCCCCGAAGCGUUGAAAAGAGGACUGAUGCCGAAAAGCCCGCAGACCGACGCCCUGAACAACCAGACCGGCGGAUGGGAUAUCCGGCCAUCCAACGUGUACUGGAGCGGUGGUGAAUUCGACCCCUGGCGGACUCUGUCUCCUCUAGCGACGCAGGACAACGCCCCAAAGGUGACCUUCACCACCGAGAUCCCCAAGUGCGGCGUGAAGACAGCUCACGACACAUUGUUCGGGUACAUCAUGCCCAACGCCGAGCACUGUUUCGAUUUCCGCACAGAGUUCGGCCCUGGUCGCGUGUCAAGGGCGUACUUUCACAAGGCGCUGAAGGAAUGGCUGCCCUGUUUCCAGCCCAGAGCCGCGGUCGGGGAUGUGAUUCCGGGGGCCCCGGAGAAGAGCCUGGAGGAAUGA
Molecule: messenger RNA, 1716 nt
Organism: Penicillium argentinense
Lineage: Eukaryota; Fungi; Ascomycota; Eurotiomycetes; Eurotiales; Aspergillaceae
Product: putative serine peptidase, family S28
Exons: 3
Coding region: 1-1716 (571 amino acids)
Biological process (GO): proteolysis
Molecular function (GO): dipeptidyl-peptidase activity; serine-type exopeptidase activity
Source: RefSeq, a predicted model, not a curated record